Molecule: messenger RNA, 1317 nt
Organism: Penicillium cinerascens
Lineage: Eukaryota; Fungi; Ascomycota; Eurotiomycetes; Eurotiales; Aspergillaceae
Exons: 4
Coding region: 61-1317 (418 amino acids)
Biological process (GO): N-acylphosphatidylethanolamine metabolic process; N-acylethanolamine metabolic process
Cellular component (GO): membrane-bounded organelle; cytoplasm
Molecular function (GO): N-acylphosphatidylethanolamine-specific phospholipase D activity; zinc ion binding
Source: RefSeq, a predicted model, not a curated record
GCGCAUGGUCCGCGAGGUCUUUUCGAUCCGAGGGUUGUCUAUUUAAUUUUAUUCCCUCCCAUGCGCAGCUUUCUACCGCGCCCCCGGUUAUGUCGACAGACACUUGACUGGCGCGCUUUUCUCGUUCGCAACAUGGGCUCAACCACCACCGGCGUGCUUUACGCCCUGACUGUGGCUAGCUCUCCAGCCAGACCGGCGCCUGAAGAUGCUUUGCAGAAGAGUCAUCAUGCGAAAUCUGGCUUCAGGAAUCCCUGGGACUCGUGGCAGGAUGUCAACCUCAAAAACGUCAGGCAGAUGCUUAUGCGCCGAGUGACCGGUAAAGCAAAUGUCCCCGAUACCAGUGGUCCAACGGUUCCCGUUCGGAAGCCCGAAUUCCUUCCCAGUCGAGAUACCCCCAACCUACGGGCGACAUGGCUCGGACACGCCUGUUACUAUGUUGAAUUCCCCAGUGGUCUCCGUGCGCUCUUUGAUCCAGUCCUCGAGGAGCGCUGCGGGCCAUACAACAUCCUCGGACCGAAACGCUUCACGGACGCUCCGUGCCAAAUCAAGGACAUUCCUGUGAUUGACGCCGUUUUUAUCUCUCAUAACCACUACGACCAUCUGUCGUACCCGGGUGUUAUGCAAAUCUCAAAGAGACAUCCCAAUUGCCAUUUCUUUAUUCCACUCGGUACUAAGCCCUGGUUCACCAGCUGUGGUAUCGAUAAAGUCACCGAGCUGGAUUGGUGGGAUGAGCGCGAUAUCACUCUUUCCCCGUCGACGGACAAGGUGACUCACGUCGAGGCUGCAGGUGAAGCUGAUUCCACAUCUGCGGAAAUCAAGGCACGGAUCGGCUACUUGCCUUGCCAGCAUGUUAGUGCCCGUACCGCAUUUGACCGGUAUCAGACUUUGUGGGGCUCAUGGGCAAUUGAGUCGGGGGGCAAGAAGGUCUACUUUACUGGAGACACCGGAUACCGAAAGGUCCCUGAGCUGCCCGAGGGAGAAGACGACCACGACCCGAAGCACAACUUCCCCGUCUGCCCUGCUUUCAAGCAGAUCGGUGAGUUCCGGGGUCCAUUUGAUCUUGGCCUGAUCCCCAUUGGUGCAUAUGCCCCCCGCCAUGUGUGGAGUGCCGCCCACGCGGAUCCCCAUGAUGCAGUGGAAAUCUUCAAGGACACCAAGUGCAAGAAGGCUCUCGGUAUGCAUUGGGGAACUUGGGUUCUCACCGAGGAAGAUGUCCUUGAGCCCCCCGAGAAGCUGAAAACUGCCCUGAAGCACUUUGGUCUGCCUGAGAAGGGUGUGUUUGAUGUUCUAGACAUUGGUGAAAGCCGAGAAUUUUGA